Phytomonas sp. EM1 is the source of this 5625-nucleotide messenger RNA. The record is from the annotation of a GenBank genome assembly. Lineage: Eukaryota; Euglenozoa; Kinetoplastea; Trypanosomatida; Trypanosomatidae.
AUGCUUAGAGAUGGUGUCCCAGCUCUAAUGCCACUCACAGACCUGCCGCAGCCACCAUUUUCGCAUUCUAUCCCUACCACAUCCGUUGCUGGCAACUCGGUGUUCACGACGCCUGCUCCCCAGGAAGGUGUGCCCUUCAAGUGUGACUUUCAACGCUGGUUGGAUGCGCUACCUGAAGCCAUCACGGUGGCGUUGUCAAAGGACCCCGUACCGCCCGCAGAGAGUUUUCGCCAAAUUGAUAGCAUACAGAGAGAGGCGGCUGUGCUGGCCCCAGGAGUGCCGCCCACCCCAACUCCUCGCCUAUUUCCAUGCACUUCUUCCUUUCCCCAUGAUAGAGGAUUCUUUCAAGAACAGCGCUCAGGUCAGCAGGCGGCGCCUGUUCCACCCCCCCUCUCUCAGUCGCUGACAUCUCAUCCACGUCGUACCCUGAUAAAUCUCACUAGUAGCGCUCAUAAUGAGUCAAACGUUGACGACGUGUCCGUUGUCGUGACUCAUGGCGGGCCCUCCGCAACCGCUGCGGUUGGGGUUACCGUGCCUCCUUAUUCACCUCCGAAUCUGCCUACACGUCCGCCGCCACCCUCCCGGGAGCCGCUGCAGACUUCUCUCGAUCAGUUGAAAGCGAGCAUCAAGGCCGUGUCGCAGGAGCUGCGGCAUGUUCAGCAGCAGCGAGAUGAACUUUUGCUGGCAGAGGAUGAGGAGCACGAUCACUCGACCCAGCUCAAUCAGCUAGAUACCCGCAUUUAUCAGCUUCAGGAGCGAUUCACACGUCUGCGGGUCUCGCUUUCAGAGCGCCUACAAAGACCAGCACUGUCGCCCUCAGCUUCGUCAAUUUCCCUUGUGGGUAGUCCGCGAAACAUCUCCUUGGUUUCCAUGGAUCUCCCUUCGUCUGAUUCUACAAACCCUCGUCCCAGUGGCAGUGGCGGCAUGCCCAGCUUGCAGAUGCCCCAUGAUCACCUCAGUCAUCGGCACUUCCUGCCCCCUCAGACAGCUACGCCUACCCAUAGUACCGCCACUGCCGGCACGAACUGGUGCCAGGAUGGGACCUCCCCACGAUUUAACAAUGACUACCCUACCAAUCCUGCUAAUGGCUCAGACCCAUCAAACUUUAGCUAUGCCAAUGGUGGAGGCGUUAACGCAGGCAGGGGGUUGGUCCAGGCCUCAGCAGCUCCGUGGUCGACCAGCAAUGGCCCCAUGGGCGAUGACCGCAACUUUAGUGGCGGUGUGAUGAACCACCCAGAUGGUGGGCCAUCCUUUGGCCUAGGCGGCCGAUCCGGCAUCUCUUUGAAUCCUUCACUGGAUAUAAUGCCCAAUGGCCGAAUUGAUAUCAAUGGCGAUGUACAUACUAGGGACGGCACGAAUACACUUGAUAUCUCGCAGCGCCAGGCAGUUUCCUACCCGCCCUCUAACGGGUUUUCUUGGGAGCAGUACGAGCGGAGUGAUGUUGGGCAUCUUAGUCGUGAUGCCAUUUGCUCCACGGCGGACGUGGUGCUUCCAGUCAACCCGACACAUGAGUACGGUGGCGAGGGUUUUCCCUGGUCCUCAGAGCUGCGUCACACGAUGCGCGAUGUUUUCGGUCUGCACGACUAUCGUUUUCAUCAGCUUGAAAUUAUGAACGCUUGUAUGGAUGAUCGAGACGUCUUUGUGCUGCUUCCUACUGGCGGUGGUAAGUCGCUGUGCUACCAACUGCCUGCACUACUACCUAACCCAGCUCAGGUUACCAUUGUCGUCUCACCACUCAUUUCGCUCAUCCAAGAUCAGGUGUAUGCCCUCAUUGCAAACGAUAUCCCCGCUAUGGCUUUAACGGGGCAAACCGCCGACGCGCCUCGGCGGGCACUCUUUGCCGAGUGGGCCUCCGGUCGCAUUAUCCACACACUGGUCUACGUUACGCCUGAGUACUUUGGCCGAAGUGAUCACUUCGUUCAGACGUUGCGGAGGCUCGCUGAUCAUCGCUUACUCAAUCGAUUUGUUGUCGACGAGGCUCAUUGUGUGUCUCAGUGGGGCCACGACUUCCGCCCGGAUUACCGCAAGCUGGCGCUAUUGAAGCAACAUUUUCCAAAUACUCCCAUCACAGCCCUUACAGCCACGGCCACGGGUAUGGUGCAGCAGGAUGUCAUAAAAACCCUUUCGUUGCGUAGCGCUGUUAUCUUCAAGGGUUCAUUUAAUCGUGCGAAUCUUAAGUACUCUGUGCAACGUGUCGUAGGGAAGCAGGUGUCACCUGUAGUUAAGGAUCUCAUUCUCCACCGCUUCGGCCCCAAGAGCUGCGGGAUCGUUUACUGUCUCUCGCGGAAGGAUUGCGAGGAAAUGGCCUCCGCGCUCAAUGCCUCCGGUAUUCGCGCUUCCUUCUACCACUCAGAAGCCUCAGGAAAGAAUGAGAAACAGGAGCGUUGGACGCGAGAUGAGCUGCAGGUGAUUUGCGCGACCAUAGCGUUUGGCAUGGGUAUCAAUAAGCCGGACGUGCGUUUCGUCAUCCACGCUGCUAUGCCGAAGUCGAUUGAAGGGUAUUACCAGGAAAGCGGUCGUGCAGGGCGCGAUGGUCUCCCAUCGGAGUGUGUCCUCCUUGCCUCUUCGACUGACCGUAUACGACACGAGCGUCUUAUACACGGCUCCAAGGACUGGAAGGCCUCGUUGCUAUCACUCUAUCGUAUGCUGAACUACACUCUCAAUGAUGUGGAUUGCCGGCGAAGGCAGCAGUUGGGCCAUUUCGGCGAGGUCGUGGACGUGCACUACUGCCUCUCGCAGCGCGUGGCCAACAACAAUCGGUCACUGAACCCUGGUGAGUCCCGGGUGGAACUAUGCGACAAUUGUACAAGCAAGCUUAACGAAAGGUGGGAAGCAAAGGAGUUAUGCAUUAACUACAUCCUUAUUGACUUCUUUCAAAUUCUCGUACAUUUGGGGAGUAUGACGGGCAAGCAGCUGGUCGCGGUUUAUCGUGGAGCUCACUCGGAUAUGGGCAAACCAGUAGAAGCCCGGCUGCGACAGAAGGGUGCACCUGCUGAGUACAAGAGCGGCGCUAAGCUACCUAAGACGCUCGUUGAGCGCGUUUUGUUGGAAGGUCUCAUUCUUGGCGUCUUCAAAGAGCGGCUCGACAACGUCAACGAUUACGCCGUGUGUGCGUAUGUCGAAACCGGGGACUGCACUGGGAUAAAGACGUAUCAUGAGAUCAAGGAUGGAAAGCGACAGGUCGUUCUUCGCGUUCGCGGGGAUGCUCCAAAAUUGUCCACCAGGACAACGACGUCUGGGGGGCCUCAUGUCGUUAGCGAUGGCCCAAUAGACUCGACUAAUACAGGUACAGAAAAACGGACAAAGAUCAGUCGCACCAGAGUUGUCAAGGCAGGGGGCUCAGAGCUAGACCAGGGGGCUGGCGAUAUUGAUGACAUUCCGCUGUCCCACCUCUACCCCGAUCAACCCAACCCCAACUUACUUCCGCUGGACUCUAAAGAAGACAAUCCAAGGAAGAAGAGAGGUCAAAAACUGAGUAAAAAACUUGUAUCUCCUCUUCGCGGCUCUGCUUCUGCGGUUGAAGGGGGGGAUCACUCGACCACUUCGCAUUCUCGUCGGCGGGGUGGCGGCGGCGGCAAGGACUGUGAGGCACCCGCAACUCUGUCCUCCACACACGAUCGGCGGCCUCACGACUCCCGCCCACUUCGUCAGUUCAACCCUAAAAAGAAGAAGGGAAACCGCUACGUGCUGGAUGAGUGCAGCGACAGCGGGAGCGUGCUCUCACCUACCCACGAUGAGGAAGAGGAUGCCGUUUCUACCGGCGGCUGCAGUAGCUAUGAGGAUGAUUCGUUUAUUGAUGACGUUUCAUCAUCUUCCGACUAUCAGAUGCUGUCGUCGGACGCGACUGCGCAGACCACACGCGCUGACUUUCCAGGGGAAAAGCGGCCCCGUGGUGGUACGAAGCAACUUGGGGGCACUGGUAUUGCGACUGAAGUCGAGUCCAUCAUCUCAACACCCUAUGACACUCCGGUUAAACAGGCCCCUGUUCAACGCACACACAAGCGCGAAAGAAAAGGCGACGUGUCUGGGAAGCAUGACGGCGGCCCGCAACCGGUCUCAUCCGUGCCGGCUGGCCGCCUCAAACGCCUACAAUCCGUUCUCUUGCCACAACUUGAGUCGCUUGUGCAUCGGCUCGCUGAGAGCUCUGAGGGUGGGCGGCAGUACAAUGUCAUGCCGAAGAAGACCAUCCAGACAUUGGUAGGAACCCUUGGUGAGCCAGGAUGGGGUAGUGUUGAGCAGUUCACUGACCUGGAAGGGAUGGGAAAGAACAAAGUCAAAAAAUUCGGUGCCGACAUUCUGAGGCUCUAUCGACAAUUUCGUUUUGAGCACAUCGGCGACGUCGAGGAGCUCACGGUGGCGGAGGAGGAAUCGCUCAAACAGUUAAGCACAAAUGUGGCUGCACGUCACCGUCUCAAUCGUGGUAAUGCAGCCAACGCAGGUCUCAUAAUAAGUGACGAUGCUGUCAGAGCACAGAGCGUUUCACCAGGGAAGGGUGUCGACGUGCCGAGUAGGGCUGGGGCUGCUUCCGUAAGCACCCUCCAGCCGCCUCGUUUUCUAGAUCCAAACACGCCAGAGAAGCUCCUUAAUGCGUCAUCUCCCAUAAGGGUCGACUUGGGGACUCCAGUCCAAGCUCAACAGGCAAAUACUCCGCUCUUUUCGCCCGCUAAGCCAGCCGGCCCCACUAUCCCAGUGGUGGUGGCACCACACCGCACAACCUUUUCCUUUGCUUCUAGACUGUCCGCCCACCCACCUUCGAACCCGGUCGAUGCGAAGAUAGCAACGCCGCCACGGCUAGCCACAGAGGCCAAAGAUGCUGUUGUUACUGCGGAGAUGGGUACCCCGCAGCAUACUUACGAUCCGUACGCGCACGACGCGGCUUCCGCGAGCGCAGCUGCGAGUGCCACCAUGGAUACAUCUGCUACCCUGCGAGCAUCCGAUUCACCUCCCACUUUGCCGUUUCAAAAAGUCACACAGCAGUCGGUUCCGCUUUUCUUCAAUCCCUUUGCACAACCAGGAAAGAGACCAAGGACCAUUACGUCCACGAGCCCCUCCAUAGGCCGUGCUUCGUAUCCUCAAGAUGAGAUCAUCGGCAGUACGCCAAAUCCCACAUCGGAAAAUCCCAUCUACAGUUUCGUUCCGCUAAACCCCAUCGCUGGCAAGCGGCAACCAUCAGAGUCAAUGCCACCAUUGCCUCAGAAGCCGGAAGUUGCCGCGGCGGGGAUUUCCUGCCCCGUUGACGAGGACACAAGUGGCGUCGAAUACCUCAUGAAGAUGUGCGAUGAUUCCCUGCUUCGCACCCCCCUCAACAGCCUUAGCACACGUUCACCCUCUAAAGCGGGCAGGUUGAGUACCACCAACUCAGCCCCACUUCACGACAGCAGGGGCAGACCUAGUGACGCGGCCGAGGCUAUGUCCUCCUCGGAACGUCUCCUUCGGAGCUCGGACCACCAUGGCUCUUUGAACGCAAUCACCAAUAAGGGAGAGACCCCGAGGGCGGUUGUCGAAUGCGACGGUGCUACUGAGGUUCAGGAGUCGCUUCCAUUCAUCGCUGAAGUAGGAGCCCCGUCGUUUUCGUCCAGCCACAAGGUGUCUGAGGUCUUCACAGUCGAAGACGAGGGUGACUGA